Apaloderma vittatum (bar-tailed trogon) is the source of this 1072-nucleotide messenger RNA. RefSeq names its product paralemmin-2-like. Lineage: Eukaryota; Metazoa; Chordata; Aves; Trogoniformes; Trogonidae. Gene Ontology annotation, biological process: regulation of cell shape. The record is from RefSeq and is a predicted model, not a curated record. Gene Ontology annotation, cellular component: membrane.
GCUGGAACAAGAAAUACAGAAGUUAGAAAGUGAGGAGUCCCAAAUAUCUGCCAAAGAACAAAUAAUUUUGGAGAAACUACAGGAGACUGAGAAAUCCUUCGAGAACUUGCGGAACUUAAAUACAACGAGGACUAAUAUACAGGAACAAUUACUAAAAUUGGAGUACAUCAUUGAUGAACAAUAUUAUCUGCAUGAUGAUUCUUACAAAAGGAAAGCCUCACAUAGCAAACAAAACUUGUUACCAGCUAACUGGCAGUUUGAUGUCAUAGAGAGAAAAGAGAGUAGAAAGGUUCCUGGAGAUGAGUUUCUCUCCAGAUUUCGAGCUUUGUGCACCAUGGAAAUUAGUGUGGAGAAAGACAAACAGACAGGAGAGACCAAGAUUGUCUCUGCUUCACCUCUUGGCCCAGAUGAGGCCCAUCAAAGAGGAUUCAAAGUCUAUGAUGAUGGUACCAAGGUAGUCUAUGAGAUUCACUCUGGUGGCACAGUAGUAGAAAAUGGAGUACCUAAAUUAAGCUCAAAGGACGUAGAUGAACUUAUGCAAAAAGCUGGACAAUCAGGUGUAAAAGGAGGAUGUGAAACAAUUGACUGUGUAGAUGGAAAUGCAGUAGCUGAUGGAAACCUUAGCCGUAUGAAGGAGCAAAUGCUCUUCAAGGAGGCAAAGCUGGAAAUGGUACACAAACCCAGCAAAGGGCAUGCUGUGAACCCGAAGCCUCAAGACAAACCUUGCGGUGGUGAAGCCCUGGAGGCCAGCGCAGAUCAGCCAGUGACAAUGAUAUUUAUAGGCUACCAGAACAUGGAUGACGAAGAGGAGACAAAGAAAGUGCUGGGCUAUGAUGAAACCAUCAAGGCAGAGCUGGUUUUGAUCGAUGAAGAUGAUGAGAAGUCGUUGCGGGAGAAGACGGUGACAGAUGUCUCCACCAUGGAUGGGAACGCCGCUGAGCUGGUCUCUGGCAGGCUGCUGUCGGACACAACAGAGCCCUCCUCUCCUGAGGGGAAGGAAUAGAGCCUGCCCUUGGAAGCUGCCCCAGGUACACAAAAGAAAAAGCGCUGUCAAUGCUGUAUUGUCAUGUGA